GAAAAAAAAAAAAAUUGAUGCAAUUUGCCUUUGUGAAAUUUACAGGAAAUUGAGCAUCACUUUCGAAAUAAUCUGCAUUGACUUGUAAAGAGUAGUCGUUAUUUAUUUGUAUAUUUUUCUUCAUCAUCAAGAAAACUUCUACUAAAACCCCAUUUAAUUUUCUCCAUAUAUACUCUUUAAUCAUCUGUUAUGUGCUUGCUCAAAUACCACUUUCAACUCUAAAAACAGAUUGACGCUCCAAAAAAAGUUUUAAUUUUGCGAAGCUAGUAAUAUAAGAGUCCAAAAAAAAGUUUUAAUUUUGCGAAGCUAGUAAUAUAAGAGUCAAAUGGCUGAAGAAAACUCCAUUAACAACAAUGAAUGUUAUGAUCUGAGCUCUCUUUUCUCAUCAGAGGAGAGAGAUUUUCUCAUUCGUAACAAUGGUGAUAAGGUGAACAUCAAAGAUUUGAGUGGGAAAAUUUUGGGUUUGUAUUUCUCUGCUUCAUGGUGCCCGCCAUGCCGUGGUUUUACCCCAAGUUUGAUCGAAGUAUACAAAGAGCUCUCCUCGAAAGGGGACUUUGAAAUUGUCUUCAUCUCAUCUGAUAGAGAUGAAGAGUCUUUUCAAGGUUACUUCUCUAAGAUGCCGUGGCUUGCUAUUCCACUUUCUGAUAAUGCCACAAUCAAGAGCCUCAAGGAAAAAUUCAGUGUGAUGGGAAUCCCUCAUCUUGUGUUCCUUGAUAAAGAUGGGAAAAUCUCGACUGAUGAAGGGGUCGAAGUAGUCAUGGAACACGAAGCCGAAGCAUACCCCUUUACCUCAGAAAGGAUUGAUCAAUUGAAAGAGGAAGAAGAGGCCGCAAAGAGAAACCAGAACUUGAGAAAUCUUUUGGUUUAUGGAUCUCGAGAUUAUGUUAUUUCAAGUGAUGAAACGAAGGUUUCUGUAACUGAGCUUGAAGGAAAGAUGGUUGGCCUCUAUUUCUGUGUAGGCCCUUAUGAGCCCUGCACUGUAUUUACACAAAAACUAGUGGAGGUUUAUAAGAAACUCAGAGAGGAAGGCGAGAACUUUGAGAUUGUGUUAAUUUAUUUGGAUGAGGAUGAUGAAGGAGGAUUCAAAGAAAAUCUGGCAGAUAUGCCAUGGCUUUCUUUGCCCUUCAAGGAUAAAAAGAUUGAAAAGCUUGUUCGUUAUUUUGAGCUUAGAAGCAUUCCCAGGUUGGUCAUCAUUGGACCAGAUGGGAAGACUCUGAAUCCAGAUGUUGCUGAACUGAUACAAGAGCACGGUGCUGCGGCAUACCCUUUCAGUUCCGAGAAGCUGGCUGAGCUUGCUGAGAUUGAGAAAGCCAAACUUGAGUCACAAACACUUGAAUCCAUACUGGUUCAUGGAGAAAAGGACUAUGUCAUUGACAAAAGUGGCUCUAAGGUUCCUGUGUCUCAGCUUGUUGGAAAACAUGUGCUUAUAUAUUUCUCUGCACAUUGGUGCCCGCCAUGUCGUGCUUUUACGCCAAAGCUUAUUGAAACAUACCAUGAAAUUAAGGCGAAGGAGAGUGCGUUUGAGAUCAUAUUUGUCUCCAGUGAUCGUGACCAGCCGUCAUUUGACGAAUACUAUUCAGACAUGCCUUGGUUAGCCCUCCCAUUCGGCGAUGAGAGGAAGGCUUAUCUGUCUCGCAAGUUCAAAGUUAAGGGUAUCCCAUGUCUUGUGGCUAUUGGACCUGAAGGUAAGACAAUAACUACUGAAACCAGACAACUCAUAGGAGCGCACGGGGCAGAUGCAUUUCCCUUCACUGAGAAUCACAUGAAGAAAUUAAUAGAGAAAAUUGAGGGAAAAGCAGAAGAUGAAGAGGGCAAAGUCGAGACUAAGGAAGGAUAUAUCUGUGAAGGUGAUGUUUGUCGUAAAGCCUAGAAACGUACUUCUAUGCUAGACCUACACAUACUUAAUCUUCCAAUAACCGUGGAUCUCUGGAUUAGCAGGCUGUUAUGUUUCUUGUGUGAUGUCUUGUUAUACUUCUGUAAAUCAUUUGAAUGUGCAAUCCUUCCGACUUGCGAGUUCCUCCCGGUUGGAUGCUGCUAUAGUGCUGUGCUUGUGGCGAUUUGUAACUUGUGGUGCUUUACCAAUAAUGAUUAGUUAAAGUUGAUUGGCUAUUUGUUGA
Beta vulgaris subsp. vulgaris (sugar beet) is the source of this 2117-nucleotide messenger RNA. Its product is annotated as probable nucleoredoxin 1. The transcript is spliced from 4 exons. Gene Ontology annotation, molecular function: thioredoxin-disulfide reductase (NADPH) activity. The record is from RefSeq and is a predicted model, not a curated record. Lineage: Eukaryota; Viridiplantae; Streptophyta; Magnoliopsida; Caryophyllales; Amaranthaceae. The coding region runs from base 326 to 1870 and encodes 514 amino acids.